GUCCGAAGUACGUUACACUUUUACGCUCCUCCAAAGGAUGGAUCUAAGCCAGAGUUCCACGUCACUCACCCUUCAGGAUCAGGAACCAAGAACUACGGCCAUGAUGAAGUUGAAGUCAUGAUUCAGGACAUACGAGGCCACGAAGCCGAGUUCUCCUUAGACCAGAACUCUUUCCAACCCGUGCAUGAGCCUUUGAACAUAGAACUCGACUUCGAUGAUCCAGUCCAGGUCGAGGAAUCCUACUACCCCGCCAUCAUCAACCUUAUCUUAAAGCAAGUCAGUGGCGCAAAAGAAGUUUUCAUCUUCGAUCACUGUAUCCGCAAAGUUACAAAUGAUCGUUCCCAGCAGCGGCCUGUCAACAAAGUCCAUGUGGAUCAAACACCCAAGGCAGCUUUGAUGCGCUACGAAAUGCAUGUUCCCGAAGCAACAAGAAAGAAGUUCGAAGGCGAACGGAUUCGGCUCAUCAAUAUCUGGAGACCUCUCAAAGGGCCAGUUCUGGAGUAUCACCUUGCAGUUGCGGAUUCGAAAAAUAUGAGAAAAAAGGACUUAAUUAAAAUUACCCAUGUCUAUCCAGAUCGGAUUGGAGAGACUUAUGGCGUGAAGCAUAGGGAUGAACAGAAGUUCUGGUACUUGAGUGGGAUGAAGGUGGAUGAGGUGCUUCUGUUGCAGUGUUUUGAUAGCAGAGCGGAGGGUGGAAACUGUUGUGCUCAUGCUUCUUUUCGCGAUCCUUCUCAAGUUGGUUGAGCAGUAUCUCGUGAAAGCAUUGAAGUGCGAUGCUUGGUCGUGGGCUGACGAGACAUCUGGAGUUGAUGGUGAGUGGAUUGUGAUGGUACAGUACUUGCGGCC
Mollisia scopiformis is the source of this 846-nucleotide messenger RNA. RefSeq lists its product as uncharacterized. NCBI's taxonomy places the organism in Eukaryota, Fungi, Ascomycota, Leotiomycetes, Helotiales, Mollisiaceae. The annotation marks the transcript as partial. The transcript has a single exon. Gene Ontology annotation, molecular function: oxidoreductase activity. The record is from RefSeq and is a predicted model, not a curated record.